Messenger RNA from Engraulis encrasicolus (European anchovy), 886 nucleotides. Its product is annotated as fish-egg lectin-like. The record is from RefSeq and is a predicted model, not a curated record. Lineage: Eukaryota; Metazoa; Chordata; Actinopteri; Clupeiformes; Engraulidae. The transcript has 4 exons. The coding region runs from base 1 to 711 and encodes 236 amino acids.
AUGGUGUGUAAAGUGGUUCCGGGUCGCCUAAGACAGAUCGAUGCCGGGGCAGGACAAGUGGUCGGCAUAUCAGACAGUAAGAACAUCUACACUCUUCACAAUGGUGCGUGGAAACAUAUACCAGGCGUCCUCAAACACAUCAGUGUGGGAUCAGCUGGAACCUGGGGUAUCGGCCUGAAGGACGAAAUCUACAAGAUGGUGGCGGGAUCAUGUGUCAGAGUUCCAGGUGGCCUUAAGCAGGUGGAUGCUGGAGGAGAGCAUAUUAUUUCAGGUGUGAAUUCAGCAGACGGCAUUUACUGCAUGAGCAGAGACGGAGUAUUGGGAUUCAAGGGGCCUGGAAGCCCAACGCCCUGGCUGCAUAUUCCUGGAGGCCUCAAGUACUACAGCUGCGGCCCUAUAGGCUGCUGGGGUGUUAACAGGCACAACAACAUCUACAUGAUGAAGGGAGUGAGCCCAGCAUCUUGUGGCGGCACUAUGAGUUGGACCCAUGUCCCAGGCUCCUUGGCCAUGGUGGAGGUGGCAUCUGACGGCACUGUCUAUGGAGUCUCCCCAGCGGGACACAUCUACCGCAGGGAAGGUGUGACGUCAUGUAACCCCACGGGAGUGCUGUGGACUCCAGUGGGGGAUGGGAGCAGGUACAAGCACGUGUCCUAUGACCUGGGACACCUGUGGGCUCUCCGUGCAGAUGGGACCAUUCUGGACUGUGUAUGAUGGCGGUCAUUUGAAGUUGCUUUUUGCACUUGUUUUCAAGUCACUUACUGUAUUUUGUAACAUUGUAUUUGUAAUGGGAAAAGGGGUGUAAAGGGGUGUCCAGUAUUAUCACAAUGACUAAAAAAGAUGGUAUUAGGUACUAAAUUUACUAAAAUCGGUAUUAAGUAUUAUUUGU